AUCGCUGUGGCAGACGGAUCGAGAGGGGACGAGGACGGGGGAUGGGGUGCGAUCAAGUCGAAGCCGGCAGGUGGCGGGAAGAAGCGUAAGACGGAGAGGGAGGAGAGGCUGAUCAACGUCAACUUCAACGCGAAGAUGUCCAACAUCAUCGGAACGUGCAAGGACUACUUCUAUCAGCCCGGCUUCCAGUCCCUGUUGGACGUGCAGAAGGACUUCUUGGCCGUGGCGAACGGCGUCAUCGACCUUGCGGACCGGCGAGCUGCUUCCGCAUCACCCUCGGGUGAGGGAUGGAUCUGUGCCCGUGUGCAAAAAAACGCAGAUCAGUUAAGGGACUUCGGCAGAAAGUUUGUGUUUAUGGAGGCAUUGGCCAAGUCCACCGGAGUCAGGUCGAAAACAGUUCGCAGUUCAUGAACACUCGGGUGAUCGACUGGGCGUACCCUCGCGCUGGAUCGUUGGUUCCAAGGAGCGAGAUGGUGCGCUUCUUGGAGGACAUCAUGCACGUUUCCGGAGAGGAUGGGCCGGCCGCUUUGGAGCACCUCCAGGUGCUGCUCGGGUACGGGCUGACCGGUCACACAAGCAAUCAGGUACUGCCGAUCUUUGUUGGCGAGGGCAGCGCGGGCAAGAGCCUGCUUCUCGCGCUGCUGCGCAAGCUCCUCGGCGCCGCCUUCAAGGAUGUUGGCAAGGAGAUUUUGGUGAGCUCAAAAGGGCAGCGAGCCGCCCACAAGGGGGCCGCUUCGCCGCUCGAAGCAGGGCUUGCCGGAGCGCUACUUGCGGCGGUCGAAGAGACCGAGAGGUCGGAUUCGCUGAACGAGGCCGGCAUGAAGAAGCUCACCGGCGGCGACGUCAUCACCGCUCGGCCUUUGUUCCGGGACUACGUCACCUUCACUUCGACCGUUCUGCUCAUCAUCUGCACGAACUACCUCCCGCGGACGGACAAGACCUGGUCCGUCGCCCUCCGGCGCCGUCUUCAGCUGGUUUGCUUCGUGCGGCGCUACUUCUCGCCCCACGAGAAGGGGUACGACCCGGCCAACCCGCUGCACGGGCUGGUGGACACGCGACUUCUCACCAAGCUGAGCACCUUGCAGAACAUGCAGGAGUUGCGGGCUUGGCUGGUCGCAGGAGCGGUCAAGUGGUACCAGAACGGGCAGCAGCUGUACCCCAUGCCGAUGCGGAGCAUGGACGCCCUGCAGGACUACGAAGAGGCCGCCGACGACUUCGACAACUUCGUCCAAAACAGCUGCGUCAAGGGCGAUGACCUCUUCAUCUCGACGAGCGAUGCCCUCAAGGCGUACAACGACCCGCAGAGGAUGGUGGGCAGCAAGUGCGUUGGCCAUAUCCCCUCGCUCGACACCAAGUCCCUGAAGUCGGCGAUGAACAACCACGGCUUCUCGGGUUCGGACAAGCCAAGCAAACUUGGCCUCGGCGUAAAGUAUUGCGGCAUAACGGAGCGAGGGUAUAAGGGCCUUGCGCUCAAGUUGGUAGAGGUUAAGAUGGAAUAAGGAGUAGGAGAGGAAUCAUUGACUUGCAUAUAGCCUGGAAGGAUCGACUAGAAUUGAUAGCACUAUGUGAGAUUUGACUAGGAUCAUCAUUGUUCUCCGCAGACGUUGCAUUUGUUUUGGUAUUGCCUUGCAUACAUACAUAUUGGCAUGUGGAUCCC
Molecule: messenger RNA, 1657 nt
Organism: Klebsormidium nitens
Lineage: Eukaryota; Viridiplantae; Streptophyta; Klebsormidiophyceae; Klebsormidiales; Klebsormidiaceae
Source: the annotation of a GenBank genome assembly